AUGGCGGUCCCGCGCGCCCGCUUGCUGGAGCUGAUGAAAGCUCAAUGCCAGCUUUUCUCGACGACAUUCAACCCCGAGCGCGUCCGGACCGGCAACAAGAUCCUGCGCCAGAGGCUCCGAGGCCCUGCGCUUGCGGCAUACUACCCCCGGAAGGGCCCCGAUCUCCUCGACCUCCAGAGAGAAGUCGAUGAUCUCGGGUUGUUGGUGGACAACGAUGAGGCCGACGACCGGCUAGAACAUAUUGCGGCCCUGAAACUCCGCGGAAAGAGCGCGCCAAAGAAGAAGAAAGGCCCAUCUACAGAAUCCAAACACAAAUAA
Messenger RNA from Lasiosphaeria miniovina, 318 nucleotides. Its product is annotated as mitochondrial ribosomal subunit S27-domain-containing protein. Lineage: Eukaryota; Fungi; Ascomycota; Sordariomycetes; Sordariales; Lasiosphaeriaceae. Gene Ontology annotation, cellular component: mitochondrion. The transcript has 4 exons. The record is from RefSeq and is a predicted model, not a curated record. Bases 1 to 318 code for a protein of 105 amino acids.